Molecule: messenger RNA, 6455 nt
Organism: Rhopilema esculentum
Lineage: Eukaryota; Metazoa; Cnidaria; Scyphozoa; Rhizostomeae; Rhizostomatidae
Biological process (GO): G protein-coupled receptor signaling pathway
Cellular component (GO): membrane
Molecular function (GO): G protein-coupled receptor activity
Source: RefSeq, a predicted model, not a curated record
UUCCUUUAAUUCUCUUUUUGGCUUCUUUAAUUCUGGUAACUUUGGUUCUCACCUGUUGCCAAUAAGGUUUUAAUUCGGGCUCCAAACUCAGCAUUGAGUUUUGGGCUAAUGACUUCAGCAAGAGGUUCCUCACUUCGGAAAUUUACUUGUUCUAGGCUUUGAAAAAAGCAAACAUUUUACCACAUACUAAAAGCUUUUUCGUCUGACACUCCUCAGAGUGUAAAACGUCAGAAUAAGGAACCGAAAGAACAAGAUGAAAAAUAUAGACCCAGUCGUGGAUUAUAAUAGGCCAAUCAGUAUAAUUCACAAUCUUUGGCACAAUCUGGGUUAUCUAAAAGAUUUUGUCCAAUGGCAGAAUGACUUGUUUUAAUGGUGUUUUUAGACCUCCAAGAUCAAGGGGGCAGUUCUCUUUGGGGGGGGGGGCAGUUUUGUUUCUUAUGUUGGAAGGACCGUGUUGUUAUAUCCUAACCCCUAAUCCUUGGGUAGUGCGUCAAACAUAGCCAAAAUCACACUAGCGCGUAAAUUCUUAAAAAAAGAACUCUUGAUCGGAAUCUUAGUUCCGGUAAGAACGGAAUCCUUUUGAAUGGAUGGAAGGGCUUUCUUAGUACUGUUAACAACACGAGAAUUGACAGGAAAGAAACAUUUUGUGAUGGCCUGCUGAAUCUGUUUUUCAAAUCGCAAGGAAUUGUUUCCAAUCCGUGGUAGUUUAAGAUAACAAAAAGUUAAGAUAACAAACUUCUGGACAACCAAGAAUCUUGGCAGCUUUUUUGCAAGAGUACCUUUUUGAUUGAAAUUUUCUGCUAGUGGAAGAGCUUCUCUCUCAAGGUCUAACUCAACUUACAUCAUUUUGAGCAGCUGUCUCUCAUUUUUUGCCUCGACAAAAUUGCAAUGAUUACUUUGAAACUCAUCAGCUGCUCAACUAUUUGCUUGUUCAGCUUUUACAAGAGCUCUUUCCAAUUAUAUUUUCUGUAUAAAGUAAGAGUAACGUAAGCUUAGAGUUACUACUGAUGAACCUUUGUAUUAAAACGUCAACAAGCUUUAUCAAAUGCUAUUAAAAAUGACAUUGCUUAAUUUCACUAUGUUUGCUCAGCAAUCUUGUCUCGAAGAGAGUAAUAACUGGUCCAUAUUUGAUUUCCCUUAUUAUGUGUAAAUCUACGGCGUCGUUUUCCCUCUGCCAAAUUAAGCAGCCUUCUUCAACUUGGUGUUUCUGUUCGUCUCUUGUCAACUGUUGUUUCAGUGGGCGUACAAUGCACAAACAGAGGCUAUGAGUUCACGCUAGGUUUGUAUGAAAGUCCAGUUGAGUUUAUGUGACUGUUGUAACAUACGCCUGGAGAAAUGAAUGUUCUUUCAAAUGUUGUAUACACAUGAAGUAAUGGACGAUUUUCGCAUCAUUGCGACAUAAUUGAAAUCGAUACGAAAGAGAUAUAUUGCUUUCUUUCAAGAUGCCUUGCUUUCAGAAGACGUUGACAUGUUCGGAAAGGAUUUCAAGGCUCAAGAACAGAAAUGGCAUCUAUGUUGAUGACAUCGUUCUAUGUUGAUGACAUCGUUGGAAAUCGAUUUACUGCGAUUUAAUUUUGAUUGAAAUGCCAUUUGUUGCAUUGGCAUCCGUUGUUUCCAACAGCAAAAUAAUUUUUGAUCGGUGGAUGUUUUCUGAAAAGAAAACAAUUGAAUUAUCUGGCCUAUGGUCAAUUGACAUCUUGACAAGUGUUUCACGAGAUAUCGCUAACUUGAUUUCUACUGGAUAGAACACGGGGCAGCUGCUUUCUUCUCAAGAAUUAAUGUGCCUUGCCGACUAUGAAAUGUGCUUAACUUCCAGUCAUCUUUUUUUCUAGAUUGGAAUAUUGUUUAAUAUUUUUAAUAACUUUCAUAACAACCUUUCGAAAGUAGACUAGCUUUCGUCAUCUUCCCGGUCUGAUUAAAGAUUCACGCCGUUAAACUCUCUUAGUCGCGUCUAUCGUCAUUUACAACGCCUAACUUGCCUAUCUGGCUCAUUUCGCUGUUACGAAAUUAAUCCCGAUAACAAAGAUUUGCACGUAUCUAUAGGGACAUUGGUAUUGCACAAGACUUUUCAACGAACUAUGAACAUAUCAAUUUUGGUGGCAUGAAGUGCUUUUGGCGUUGGCUUUGAAAAACUUGGUUAUAUUCGAUCAUUCUAUUGUUUUGAAACAGCUUGAAAAAUAGGGUUGAAGAUGAAUUUCGUGGAGGUUACAAUUUACGUACAGGCGAUAUUGUUUAAAGUCACUGUGAGACACAGAGGAGGGUAACUUGAUGAAAUUUUCACCAAGAAAGAUUCAACCCAUAAGAAUUCAAUGUAACCUAUCAAACCAAUGAUAUUCGGCAUACUUGAUCGAUCGAAGGAAACCGUUUUAAAAAGAAUUUGCGACUUUCUUUUGAACGUCUUCAUCCAUCAAAGCCAGGGACAAGAACUUCCAUAUUCGUUGAGCAGCACAAUGACCGAAUCGCUAAUAACAAGCAUCGUUAACUGCACUUCUGUAGAGGCGCCAAGAGUAUUAUCAAUCUUUAGCGCAACAGCAACUACAGUUUUAGGCCCAGUCAUAAUAAUAGGCAAUUUUCUUGUUGUUUUCUCAGUUUACCGAGAUCCCAAUAAAGAUCUAAGAACGGCGUUCAACUUCUUCGUUGUCCAUCUGGCAAUCGCUGAUUUGCUUGUCGGCCUUUUGGUAUGCCCUUUGUCUGUCGCCACACAUAUAGCCGAGGCAACGGGAAUGGUAUCUAAAGAUUUAAAAACUCUCCGUCAAUCAUUACACUUGAGUUAUUUUCUCUCCGUUUCUGCCUCUUUGCUGAACCUUGCAGCCUUGUGUAUUGAUCGCGUCAUUGCAAUUCGGUUUCCAUUUAUGUACCGGGUUGAUCUGUCUUGCUGGCAUCACGUGAUUUCAGCUGUUAUAAUAUGGCUCACAGCUAUAUGUGUAUCAUUCGUGUACUUUCAAAUAGGGUACGAGCGAAUGGCGAUGAUAAUGGCCAUUAUCAGCGUGCUCUUCACGUUCAUCGUCAUGAUUUCAACGGUAUGCUUAUUAUAUGUGUCGGUAAAAAACCGCGGAAAGGACCAAUCGUUCAACUUGGCGAGGUCUGCUGAUAUAGCAGUGAUCCCCCUGCAACGACUCAAGUCAAGAAGCUCCAAAGAGCUGCAAGAUGUAAAAAAGGAUCCAUCGAUAGAAAAGCAAGUCUGUAGUGAAAAAUAUAAGGACAUGACGUCACAAUUGGGCAGUGAUGUGAGACAGGUUGUUGUUAGGGGAAGAGAAACAACACAAGGAGUGCUUAUGGAUAGUGAUGAAAUAAGUAGAAAACUCAAAGCAUGUCGUUCAUUAGGCUCACAACUGGAUCGCAAAGCACAAAUUCACCGCCUAGAGAGACACGAAUUGAAGCGAGUCAGAAGUGUCGAUGUCUUAGACAGUUCAGCGCCGAAGGCUGACCAGUUGACCAAGGAAAGGCACCCUACACAACUUGAGCACACAAGUGUUUUGCUAAACCAAGAUUUCACAGUCAUUAAACCCGAAAACGAUGUGUAUUCUGCAGUUGAAAUCGACUUCUUCGACAAAAUUAGAAGCAGAAAAGAGACAUUUUCUGAUAACAAUACUCAAACAGUACACGAUGAAAAUCGUAAGCGCAAGGAAGCUCGUCGAGUCAAAGGCGAAAAGAGAAUUACAGAGGCAAAGUAUAAAUAUGGCUCAGUUGAGGAAGCCCACCCCAAAGCUGAGAUGCAGCUGGGAUCAUUUGUUAGCGAGGAUGGGGAACGGACAGGAAGACUGUAUCGUAUGUUUCGAAAGAAAUCCUCAAAUCUAGCUGAUUCUUUGUCCCAGUCGGUGCGAAUGCACUUCUCCGUCAAUAAUAUGCACCGUAAGCUGGUGCUGACUCUUUUGACAAUGUUGUCAGCGUUUUUGGUUUGUUUCGUUCCUUCUUGUGGCAUGGUCAUCUACCUUAACACCUCGGGUGGAGAAUGUGGACUAAGACAUUGGAUGAGGGACCUCAGUUUUCUACUGGCUGUCGCCAACUCGGCGAUGAAUCCUUUCAUAUAUGCUUGGAGGCUUCCAUCUUUUCGAAAAGCCAUUAAGAUGAUUGUGUGCUCUAAGGGGAGAAACCAGAUACGACCUCGCGGUUGUCCGGACAAUGUUGCUGUCUUAUGAACUAUAAUAGCUUUCUGACAGUGUACCUGGAUUGGAUUGAAUUGGUUGGUUAACAAAGACUUCAGUACUUUACACGAUUUCGGAAGCAAAAUGUACAAAAACAUGACUGUAAUUCAAGCAUCUGAAGGGCUCUUCAAUUUUUUCUCUAAGAUUUCUUUAAUUAUUCGCUCAAGCUUUAUUUUCUAAUUUUUCAUUCGUUCUCUAUUCACGACCAUUAAUGAGUGUUUUUAGGAGACCUAGAAAUGCAAAGUAUCUUAUUGUCUACGAAUGCUGUUUCUAUUUCAAGCAUGUUAGCUAUUAUUGUUCAUUGUUUCUCUCAGAGGUAUCACUGUGUCCUAUUCCACCUGGAAUUGUAUAGAUAUUAUUAGUACCAAAAUGUGACGUCAUAAAGCUUCUAUUUUAGAUUUUUUGACUCACACCACAUAACCUUAAAGACUUCAAGAAAGACUUCUUAAUGUGCAAAAUCAGUUACACCUGUUGACUGAAAUAUAGCAAGUAAAUGAUCUGUUUUGCUAAUGGAUUGAUGCUGUUUUGGCCUGGUUCGUGGAUUUUAGAACCAAACCCAGACAUAAUCACAGUGCAUUGCUAGAGAAAGAGCAUUCGCUAAAAGGUUGAAAGGUUUAUUGAUUAAGAGGUUAAGAGGUUGAAAGUAUCUAAAACGGUUACAGGUAAUGACCUAUAGUAACUCUGCUAAGGCAUGUUCACAUUAUUUUGUCCUUCUCAUUCAUUCCAUCACAUUCUUACAUCAUAGCAUAAGCAUCCACUACGUCACUGGCAAGUUCACUUCUCUGCUAAUCUCUGUUAUUAACUUUCUCCUCGCCGCACUAUUCAUUUCACUCAUCACCUUAACCCGCCCAUCUGGUCAUUCUAUACAGUUAUUGUAUAUAAGUAUGUUAACUUUACUUAGAAUUUAGAUCAGAUCUACCAUCAAGUUCUUCGCAACACGACUUGACUUUCUCUGGUUUUGUAUUCUCUGGCUGCGUGUUCUCUGGCUGCGUGUUCUCUAGCUGCGUGUUCUCUGGCUCCGUGUUCUCUGGGUGCGUGUUCUCUGGGUGCGUGUUUUCUGGCUGCGUGUUCUCUGGCUCCGUGUUCUCUGGGUGCGUGUUCUCUGGGUGCGUGUUCUCUGGGUGCGUGUUUUCUGGCUGCGUGUUCUCUGGCUGCGUGUUCUCUGGCUGCGUGUUCUCUGGCUGCGUGUUCUCUGGCUACGUGUUCUCUGGCUCCGUGUGCUCUGGGUGCGUGUUCUCUGGUUGCGUGUUCUCUGGAUGCGUGUUUUCUGGCUGCGUGUUCUCUGGCUGCGUGUUCUCUGGCUGCGUGUUCUCUGGCUGUGUGUUCUCUAGCUGCGAGUUCUCUGGCUCCGUGUUCUCUGGCUGCGUGUUCUCUGGCUGCGUGUUCUCUGGCUGCGUGUUCUCUGGCUCCGUGUUCUCUGGCUCUGUGUUCUCUGGCUCCAUGUUCUCUGGCUCCGUGUUCUCUGGCUUCGUGCUCUCUGCAUGUGAAAUAAAAUCAAUAAAGAUGACAACAAAAGUUCAUAGGGGUUGAGACACGUAGCGAUAUUUAAGAGCAUCACAAAGUUUAAAGGAGAUUUUCCAAUAUUUUUGUAAAAUAUGAGACUUGUAGCAAGUCCAGCGUCCAUCACAGGAACCGACUUUUGAUUUGUCUAGAGGUGGCCCAAAGUUUGAAAUGAAAAUAUUUUGAGAAAAGGGGCCAAUAUAAUUUCAAUGAUUUUAAUAAUAUAAUUCAAUUUCAACAGUUUACUGCUUACUUACGUUAAGUUAAUGUACAAAAAAGGUCCUAUUGAUAGCGGAUCGUGACUGAUCGUGACUACUAAAAAACCUACUUUGUUUUUCCACCUCUUAAAUUGAGAAAGUAUUCUGCUUUUUGCAGUAUUAAAAAUCUGCCAGAAGUGGCUGAUCCACUUCUGAAGAAUUAUCUGGUGAGGGCCCGUGCCCUAAAGGCCCCUCGUAGUUGGCGCCUAAAUGUUUCUUGAGCCACACAAGAAACAGCUACUAAACCUUAUAACCUAGUCUUGGAAAGGCAUAGCAUAAGAGGCACCGUAAUUUUGAUAGUCAAAAGUUUGAUAGUCCAGUCAUUAAUCCAACUUAAAUUCAUUCAAAUUAACGGGUGUCGUUUUCGAUAUCUUUUCACUUGCAUCAUUUUCGAUAUUUUCCAACUCUUGUUAUGAUGACCCCAAUAGAUCGUGAUUCUAUCUUGGGAACUUGACCAUCAACUUGACGAUUCGAAAUUCAUGAAGCUGCUUCAUUUUGAAUUUUUUUAUUCGUUAUAUCGUGCUAAUUUGUGGCAUAAACCGGAUUUUUUUAU